Molecule: messenger RNA, 2993 nt
Organism: Petromyzon marinus (sea lamprey)
Lineage: Eukaryota; Metazoa; Chordata; Hyperoartia; Petromyzontiformes; Petromyzontidae
Gene: ACAD8
Product: acyl-CoA dehydrogenase family member 8
Biological process (GO): lipid metabolic process
Cellular component (GO): mitochondrion
Molecular function (GO): acyl-CoA dehydrogenase activity; flavin adenine dinucleotide binding
Source: RefSeq, a predicted model, not a curated record
CAGUCCCAGCUGGGCUGGAGCCAGGUGGUGUCGCUCUGGAGUCUGCGUGGAGGAGGAGCAGCUCGAAGCCAUGGCGUCCGUGAUGAGGCUGCUGCUACGCCGCCCGCCCGCCCUCAGGUCGAUCUCCACGGCCGCCUGCAUUGACCCCGGAGCAGGACUCACCGACGACCAGAGGGAGUUCCAGAAGGUGGCUCUGGAGUUUGCCAAGAAUGAGAUGGCACCUCACAUGGCCGAAUGGGACCUCAAGGAGAUAUUUCCCGUGGAGAUGCUGCACAAGGCCGGUCAGCUGGGGUUUGGUGGGGUGUACGUGCAGCCAGAAGUGGGGGGCUCGGGCCUCUCCCGCCUGGAGACCACCGUCAUCUUUGAGGCCUUGUCCACAGGCUGUGUCAGCUCAACGGCCUACAUCAGCAUUCACAACAUGUGCAACUGGAUGAUUGAUGUCUUCGGCACGGUGGAGCAGAGAGACAAGUACUGCCCGGGACUGUGCAGCAUGCACAGCCUGGCGGCGUACUGCCUCACCGAGCCAGGCAGCGGCAGCGAUGCGGCCUCCCUGCUGACCAUGGCCUCUCGGCAAGGAGAUCACUACGUCCUCAACGGCUCCAAGGCGUUCAUCAGUGGAGGUGGGGAGGCAGACAUCUACGUGGUGAUGUGUCGCACUGGCGGAAAGGGCGCCAAAGGCAUCUCCUGCAUCGUGGUGGAGAAGGGAACCCCUGGCCUCAGCUUUGGCAAGAAAGAAAAUAAGGUCGGCUGGAACUGCCAGCCCACACGCGCCGUCAUCUUUGAGGACUGCGCGGUACCCGUGGUGAACCGCAUUGGCGAGGAGGGCCAGGGAUUCAGCAUUGCCAUGAAGGGCCUCAACGGCGGCCGCAUUAACAUCGCGUCGUGCUCCCUCGGAGCAGCGUACGCCUCCAUCUUGCAGACAACCGAGCACCUGACCGUGCGUAAGCAGUUCGGGGAACCCCUGUCCUCCAACCAGUACCUGCAGUUCCGGCUGGCUGAGAUGGCCACAUCUCUGGUGGCAUCGAGGCUCAUGAUCCGGAACGCGGCACGAGCGCUGGACGCGGGCGACCCAGCUGCCGUGCCACUCUGCGCCAUGGCCAAGCUCUUUGCCACCGACGAGUGCUUCAAGAUAUGUAACCAGGCUCUGCAGAUGCAUGGAGGUUAUGGGUACCUGAAGGACUAUCCUGUGCAGCAGUACAUGCGAGACACUCGCGUGCAUCAAAUUCUUGAAGGUACCAAUGAAGUGAUGAGAAUGAUCGUGGCCAGGAGCUUGCUUGAAGACCAGUGAACAAGGCUCAGGAUUUAUGUCCUUCAAGAUGACAAGCGUCUCCCCUCGCACCACAUUUUUUUUAUUUUAAUUUGUCAUGAUUACCGAUUUUUCAUUUAUUUGUUGCACGUGCUUAUGUGUGUGUGUGUGCACAUACAGUUAUCGGAGUAGUAAUGGUUCGCACACAAGGUGCAAUUCUAAGCCAUGUUCAACUUUAAUGGAAAAUGGUGCAACCCGGCCUUAAGUGAGUACCUGGUGCGGUGUGUAAACAUCAGCAAUGGGGAGACAAAGGUGUUCUGGCUACACCACCCUGUUGUAUACCGUGCGGGCCUUUAGAGGUAAUCCUUGCUGCAACAGCCUGAAAAAGCUCUUUUGGGAAUCUCUGUCUUUGUUUUGUGGACAUAUAGUUGUUAAAAUAGGAGCAUAAUGGUGAGUACAAAAUAUUAAAUUUCUCGCCAUGCACAGCAUCACUGAAAAAUAGUAACUGAGCCAGUGAAAGGGUCAACUCUGGCUUAAAUGAGUAACUGGUGCGAUACAUGAACAUUAGCACUGAAGGGAGGUCAAAUGUGGCUGGUCAUGGUGCUGGCCACACCAUUUCCUCACCAGGUAACACCACCCAAGAGAUGUUGAUUUGAUGAUUAUAAUGAUGGAUAGACGAUGGUGGAUCUAGUUGACCCUGCCCUGGAUUUAAACCAACUUGAAAGACCAAAUUAAUAAUUGGGUAAUAUUGGUCAAAAUGUGUACAUUUGAGUUUGCCAUUUAGAAAAUUAUAAUGUCGAACAUUACCACAGUAUCCUGUAUGUAAUUUAUUUUCUAAAAUUGACGUAUUGUUGAUGGCACAUCAGUAGCAUUGUCAGCUUGCUAAAGACAACCAACAAACUUAAUCAUUUGCAUAUGUAAUGAAUUCGCAUAAUUUCUUAUAUAAGAUGUAUAUUCUUAUAAUUUUUGUAUAAAGUCCCAAUUUUAGGAAAGGAUUACACAAGGAUCUGGAUAAAAUUAUGGAGUCUCCAUAAUUGCUUUAGGGGUACUUAUGGGAUUUAAUUUCUCACGUAGUAAAAUGCAUUUAUAUUUUAAUCAACAAUAGGUUAUCACAGGUUAUUUCUUUGGGCUGCCACGCUUUCUACGGGGGCAGUGCUGCAUUUAAUAAGAUUGCAAACUGCUUAAUAAAUAUCAUAGUUUCAUUAACAAGUAAUUGCAGUGAUACAUGAACUUUAGCUCAAAAUAUUGAAAAUUAAUUGCACAAAGAAACUUCGAAAUGAAUUCCGUAUAUAUUUUACAUUGAAUUGAGCUUUAAAAUAGAUAAAAUCCCAGCAAUCUGAUCUAACCCGGUAAUAAUCUCAGGCUCGAAAGAUGCUUAUACAUGGCUGAGCAGCUUAGGUCCUAAUUAAAGUCGUGUGUGUGCAGAACUUGUCAUGCUCGCCUACAGAAUUUAUAUAUGAAAUGGGUAAACUUGAGGGCAUUCAACCUUUCGUCACUUCUACGUUUGGCUGAGAAAUGUGCACGAUGGCUCUCUGAAGUCAGGGAACCAACGGUACGUACUCAACCAUGACAAAGAUAACAUGAAUAUUUAAAUCAGAUUCAUUUGAUUUCAUUGGUCUUGAGAAUAUUUUUAAUUUGCCUAAAUUGACAAUAUUUGUGAGCACUUUUUUUUCCUCCAGCAUCUCUGCCUUGGUAAACGUACACUUUAUCUGUGGAAUUACGGAAUAAAAAAGAAUUGAAGAAAAAA